Messenger RNA from Trypanosoma cruzi, 642 nucleotides. RefSeq lists its product as uncharacterized. The transcript has a single exon. The record is from RefSeq and is a predicted model, not a curated record. NCBI's taxonomy places the organism in Eukaryota, Euglenozoa, Kinetoplastea, Trypanosomatida, Trypanosomatidae. The annotation marks the transcript as partial.
UGGCACAUGGAGGAGAAAUGGAUGACGGAGGAAGACCAAAUGACGAGCACCGUCUUUGGUCGCAGCGGGGUUUUCAAUCAGGAGACACAGGAGAACGUAUUCGGAUACGACAUGAACUCGGCAAAGACGCAUGGUGAUCGGCCGGGUGAUAUUGCGGCCUUUUCGACGGCGUCGCAGGAAGGAAAACCAGUCAUGCAGGGCGAGCGUAAGGACUACAGUCCCACCGGCAUCUACGCCGACCAUGAGGACUUUAAGACACGCGACGUGUGGGACUACAACAUCAGCUCCGAGAUGCGCUCUCUCUUUGAUACAUCUGUGGACGCAAAGGAUGCCCACAGUCUCAACAUGAUGCGCAAGUCGUUGGAGAACAUCCGCGCCCAGCGUGCUAUGGAGAAGAUGAAGGAGACAGUGCUGAAGAACCCCGGCCGCUCUGAAGAUCCACUGAACGUUGGCGGCAUGGGCCAUUAUAAAGGAGGCAACGACGGCGCUGCUUUCGAUCCUGCAGCAGCGGAAGAGAAUACAGCAGCAGCGAAGCGAAAACGGGAGGAGGCGGCAUACCACGAGGCCCUACGCCGCCGGCAUGGCAUGAAGGCGCGUCCAUUUGGCGAUGAGGACCUUAGCGGACUGUGGGAAAAACACUAG